UCGUCCUCGUCGUCGUCCUCGUCGUCGGUCGUGCCUCUAAUGCGUUCCUGAUGACAGAAGCUGCAGUUCCCGAUCGGAGAAAUUAUAUGACGCGCCGUGGGAUACAUGUACGCCGCAUUAUAGCCGACCACGUGGUGACCGCUUUCAUUCUAUCGAAUGUACAUCGCCGCAACAGUUGGCGGCUGCUCGCGCCGGUUGGGGCUAAUCUCGCGGCGUCAGCUCAGAAAUCCUCGGAGCACACAUGUUCUGCGUUUCGCAGCUGUUCUGUCAUCGCAUUGGUCCUACUGUCGCGUAAUCCAUUUCGAAUGACCGCCCGCACGCGCGAUUUCUCCUGCCGCGCGCACGUUCGAACGAAAUUUCUCCUGCUUCCGAUAGAACGACGGAAAUAAUGACACUUAAUGGGAAUUCAUUCGCGAGUACACGACGGAACCGUAGUUUUCUGUGUCGUUGUACACACGGUGUAAUGGGGAUAAUUAUUGUCUGAAAGCUGGUAUGCAAAUCGCGGAUGACGACAGACGUGGAAACGAAUGGAUAGGAAAGGAGGAUAGUAAAUCGGCGGCGCUGGGUAUUAACGGUAGACGAUUUUCAGCGAGCUCAGAGGCCGGUAUCUCGCGCGAUCGAUCAGCAAUACGACACCUUUACAUCGAAAGUGCAUCGAGUUGUCAUCAAGUUGUCAAUUUGUUUCGUUACGCUCGAUUACCGUGCGGUCGUUACGUCGAGCAUAGAGCAACGUGAAUUAUGCUCGUAUCAUAUGUAUACCCCAUACAGCUACGUUCGACGUACCAUUAGUGAUUGCUAACGUAUUUAUCCCGCUCUGCGGGGAUCGAUUUCGGGUUAAUUCCGCGACGAGAUUAUUAGCAGAUUUGUAGGCGACACGAUUCGCAAUGAAUGUUCCCGUGUCCCCAUUCUUGCCGAUGCCGCGAUUAACGACGCGAAACUCCUCGCUGUUUCAAUUCGCGUUCGGUUCGAUCGUGUAAUCGAAUCGAUUUUCUUUUUUUACUGGACGCAGUCGAUUAAAAAAGGAGAACCGUGUUUCUCGAACAGGAUCGUAGAACAUCGAACUGUGACCGACGACAUAUUUUUUUGUCAUCGAAUUGUUGAAACUAUGAAGACCCUUUCUUGAGAAACGAUCGAUUAGAUUCCUUCGUUCAAGCUUACAUUAUAAUAAAAUAGCAAUCCAAAUAAACCCAGUCUUGUCAUUUUAAUAGAGCAACGUCAUAUUAGUCACUUUCGGAGCGAUUUAGCGUUAAUUCGGCACGAAAUAUUUUUCAUCCUCCUCGUGUAUCGUUUUUCUUUUUUUUUCGUAAUUUACCACCGCAGUUUGCGACGGUAAAAUAUCGUUUAGCUCCGAAACAAAAAAAAAAGAAGAAAGAAAACAGAAAUGGAAUGUCGCAAAAUUCGCGGUUCGAAAGAAAAAAAAAAGGGGGACGAGGCGAGAUUUCGACUCGCUCCUAUAUGGGUUACUAUUAGGUAGGUGCUCAUUAUGCGAAUGCCUGACUUUGGAAUUACCACACCGGUAGAACCGUUAUAUGUAUUUGGCACCACGCCACAUCUUCGGCGUGCCCGAUUCAUGGUUAGCAUGGAACAACGGACGUGUAAACAGCCGGCAGUGAUUUUUAUUCAACCGCGGCCCCGUAGCGAAAGAAAGAACAGGUGUCGCAGUCUAUCCUGGCACGGAUCGCAAAGCGGAAUAAUAACUAAUGUAUGCCGGUAAUAAACAAGCGCCCGUAGGUUCGCCGCGCUAACGGAAUUCGGUAUAGAUCACUGGCGGAUCGUAAUUACCUUCCACUCGAUACUCACGCUCGCGGUCUCGACCGAAUGCAUUAAUUACAGCGGGGGGGACGCGUGAACUUUCGUGUUUAUUCGUAGACACCGUGGAUGGCAACGCGCGGCUUAUCGCGCGCGGCACCGUAAUUAUUUUCGUUCUCAUAAUAGGCCGAGAUUUCGCGUGUGCGGGUGCCGGCCAAUGAAAUAGAGCGGCGGCUUCGAUAAUCGAUCGCAAAAGCAGGCGCCCGCGGGCGUCAAUAGGGACGCCGAAUGGCUUGUUCGUGGCCUUUUAGAAAUUCCCAGCGCGCCGGCAUCGAAACGCCAGACAAACAGCCACUCAAAUCCCAAAUCGGUGAUUUGUCGCACGUAUCGGCCUGUUGUCCGAUCCGGAAUCGAACGAAAAUCUAUUGGCAGGGACGAUCCCGGCCUCGGAUCCGUGUAAGUGGAUUCGGUAAGAACGCCGAGACCCGAUAGACGGGAACCUACUUGCCUACAUUCGUGGCACCGGCGUGCACCUUGAACCUGCAUAAUUCCGAUGAAUCGCAUUACCUCGUCGCGUCUCCGUCGUUCCUCACUUUAAACGGGUAAAUAGCACCGCGCGUGUCCGGAUCGCAUUCGUAUCGGAAUGCAUUAAUCGAGGCACCGUCGAUUCUUUUUACGGGAAGCUCGAAAGUGUCUCGUGUUCGUCUCGAUAGCGAAACCUCGUUCUGGUUUCGUGUGCGACGACGAGGACAACGACGUCGUCGACGACGACGACGACGACGGCGGCGACGACGAAGGACGAUCGACGGCGACGAACGCGAAAAAUAUUUGCGAUUUUUCGGGACACGAUAUCGGCCCGGCGAAUUCAGUUCAUACCUAUAGAUGUCGAUCGUGGCAGUCGGGUGUCAUGAGUACAACGAGGUAACGGAGCGAAAACCCGGACAUUCGGCAGGAAUUUGGGACAGGUGGCCUAGUGGUCGCACGAGGCGAGCGUGUCUGAUAAUUGACGAUUAAACACGAGUCUGGCGUUCACUGAUGGACUGGUUCGUUCGUUCGUUCGUUCGGUGUUCGACGUUUCCUACUAAUAACUUAUUGUCACGUUCCGGUCGCGCUUGUUCCUUCGAGAUUAUUGCAAAAGUAACCGAUUUCGGUGGAAGAGAUUAAUCGGAUCAACGGUUCGCGAUUAAUGAUUACGAUUGCUAAGUGAUCCCGCGAUCAUGAUUAAUGUAUAACUGAUAUUAUCGAAGGAAAUGUAAUCGUUCGUUGUUGUUACCAUCGAUAGCAUUAUUUUUCAUUGUGAUUAUAACAAAAGUUUCAUGUUGUGGUAUACAAUAAUCAUUUAAAUAAAAGAUCUCGAUCGUCGAUCUCUUUCCCGAGGAACGUACCGGAUAAUUAUACCGUCACGUGUCCACUUUGAUCGCCGAAAUACACAUCGCCUCAUCGAAAGGAUUCGAACACGCGAGAUUAUUGUCAUAGUCGCACAUUUACAGUGCUCCACCGUGGACGCUAAUACGGUAUGCGGUGGCGAAUCUUCAUCUUAGCCUGUCUCCUAUUGAAGGGGCUGGCUCGAACGGAGGAUGUGGAGGUGGUGGAGGCGAUCCCCGGCGAGGACAAUCGGAACGACAACUCGGCUUUGAAUCGGCAGGACAACGACAUUAACACGCCCGACCAAUUAGCGUUGGAGUCCCUCGGGGAGAAAGAUGCCGGCGGCAAUCACUAUAAGCCGGGUGGUCUCAGAGGACAUCCGCUUCCAAUGCCGCCGAGCCGAGGAAGUCUGGGGCUACCUCAUCCACGGCCGCACCAUAAUGUCGCGUACCAUGGCCCUCCGCCGCCGUUGCCGCCCUCGAAGACCCCGUCGGAGGCCAUCGACAAGAUCUACACGACGGGAGGCGGCAUCAGCUCGGCGGUAGGCGUGGAGCCUUGGCCGGCACCCACGCCAGACAUGCCGAAGAUCAUCUCGCUGGACGUGAAGUGCGAGAAAAACCUGAUGAAGGUCUACCUCGGCUUCGACAAGCCGUUCUACGGCAUAGUGUUCAGCAAGGGCCACUACAGCAACGUAAACUGCGUGCACCUGCCGGCCGGUUUAGGGCGCACCUCGGUGAACUUCGAGAUUAGCAUUCAUGCAUGCGGCACAGCUGGCAAUACGGAGAACGGUCUCUACGGAUACGGCGCCGAAUCCGGGUCGGGGACGUACUUCGAGAACAUAAUCGUGGUGCAAUACGAUCCGCAAGUUCAAGAAGUUUGGGACCAGGCGCGCAAGCUGCGCUGCACUUGGCACGAUCUCUACGAGAAGUCCGUUACCUUCCGUCCGUUCCCGGUCGACAUGUUGGACGUGGUGCGGGCCGACUUCGCCGGCGACAACGUCGGCUGCUGGAUGCAGAUCCAGGUCGGCAAGGGGCCGUGGGCGUCGGAGGUCUCCGGGCUGGUCAAGAUCGGCCAGACGAUGACGAUGGUGCUGGCGAUCAAGGACGACGACUCCAAGUUCGACAUGCUCGUGAGGAACUGCAUGGCCCACGAUGGGAAACGGGCCCCGAUACAGCUGGUGGACCAGAGGGGCUGCAUCACGCGGCCCAAGCUGAUGUCGCGGUUCACCAAGAUCAAGAACUUCGGCGCGUCCGCGUCGGUCCUCUCCUACGCCCACUUCCAGGCGUUCAAGUUCCCCGACUCGAUGGAGGUGCACUUCCAGUGCACCAUACAGAUCUGCCGGUACCAGUGUCCCGAACAGUGCUCCGAGUCACCUCUGCUGCUGGAGUCCCAAGGGCUCCUCGAAAAUCAUCAUCAUUCGAACGGCCAUCCCGAUUCCAGCUACGGCAUUCCGCCACCCAUUCCGCUUCCGUUGGAAGCGUACCUGCAGGCUGCGGCCGGACGGCCGCGGGACGAAAGGCGGAGGAAGUCCCGAGAAAUAGUGCCGACGCCUCAGAAGGCGGUCGGCGUGAAUCGAAUAAUCCGCGUGGUGUCGACCGGCGAUCUAACGUUCUCCAUCGACGAGUCCAACAACGCGGAGUCGAACGGGCCCACCAUGGUGUUCCCCGUUCGCAACGAGAACACCGCGACCUCGGCGAUGAUCUGCAUGACCACACCCGGCUUCGCCAUCACCCUCAUAGUCCUCCUCGCCGUGCUGUUGUCCUCGUGCAUACUCUCCACCUACCUCUGUCUACGGCUGAGACCGUUCUCCGGCAAGGCCAGGAAGGUCGCGAGCUAUUACACCGGCGAGCAGAACGCGCCGAAGAAGUCGAUGAGGACGUGUUUCUACUCAUAGUUUCCGGCGAUCGGUCCGAAAGAGACGCGUCGUCGAUCGGUCACGCUUAUCUUCUAAUCCGGCAAGUCUCGUCCGCGGGACUUGUCCGCGAUGGCUUUCGUGUAGCACACGAUUGCUCGUCGAAGCGAGCGCGAACGGUGAACCUCGAGGCAGAAGGCUCUCGCUCGUUCGUGCAGAAGGUAGAGACGGAACGGGAAAGCCAAACUUCGAGUUGCUCAAUGAUGGUUGCCAGAUUCCGAUUAGUAGUACCGUAGGAAGGAACUUUGGCGAUCCGGGUUCCUGUUUCGCGCUUGUUUUUGGAUCGUCGAGGAUCGCGUUCGACUUUUAAAACUGUAUUUCGUUGGGUUCAAGCGGAGACCGGUCCUCGCGGCCGCUCCAUUCCAGGUAUUCUAGAGGCUACAGAAUGUCGCAAGCACGAUUCUGUACACAGGCACGUACCAGAUAGAGUACAGAGUUCGUAACGAAAUAAAUAGGAUACUCUCCAGCUACGUGCGUCGCGUCUGCCCGGUCAGAACGAUCAAACGAUAUGGAUUUGUGCUUCGUCAUGGUGAAAUUUACGCUCAAACACUCGCGACGAAAGAGAAGGAGAAAGAGAGAGAGAGAGAGAGAGAGAGAGAGAGAGAGAGAGAGAGAGAGAGAGAAAGAAAUUUAGUCAAAGAUAAUCAAACGUUGCGCUCACGACAUCCUUGUUACAAUUAUCCCGGGACAAUGGUAUUUGGGUAUUCUAUACGUAUUUCUUUCUUAACUUUGUACCGGUCACAUGUGGACCACAUGCGACACGGUUACGCGACUAAGGCUGAAAUGUUGCGAGAUAAUAGUCUAUAUUUAUGUUUAAAGAGGAUACGUUCUUUAUAAAUAUCGUUGACAAUAUUAUCGUCGGUACCGUUAUUUAUUUGUUGCCUAGAAUGUCUGUCAUUCGCACGAUGUAUCUUGCGGGCUUGUAAUUGUGUAAGUGGCUGCCAAGAGAUCAUUAAAGGAACUGUAUACGUUUAGCCUAAUCAUUUUCAAAGCAAUUAUGACUCGAAGGAACGUGCUGCUACAUCCACGCGUUGCUUUAUUGCCUAAUAAAAAAAAAGAAAGAAGGAUGGAUAACGAUCUUAUUGCGAGUAAAGACGAAGGGAACGCGACAAAAAUGAGGUCGAAUGUGUAAAGCGAUAGUCAGUAGCUUGUAAUGGCAUGUAACAGUUUACGAUAUAAUGUUGUACGUUAACUUAAGCAAUUAGAUGUACGAAAUUCGAUAAGUUACUCGUCGUUUUUUUUUGUUUUUUUUUUGUUUUAAUAAGAAUCGAAUAAGUUUUGCGAUUAUACUUGCCAUUUGCGACGACGUUGAACAUUAUGGAUUAGGGAGGUGGCAAAAUUCGGAGACGUCGGAGAGUUUCGGGAGAAAAUGAAACCAGGACGAGAGCAAACGUCGGACCUGUGGAAAUCGGUUAAGGUGCUGUAAAUACAUUUAUUGGCAUUAUCAUUGAUUUAUGUUAAAUAAAAACAGAACGUCUCGAUUAACAA
Molecule: messenger RNA, 6514 nt
Organism: Megalopta genalis
Lineage: Eukaryota; Metazoa; Arthropoda; Insecta; Hymenoptera; Halictidae
Gene: dy
Product: transmembrane protein dusky
Source: RefSeq, a predicted model, not a curated record